Molecule: messenger RNA, 1764 nt
Organism: Rangifer tarandus platyrhynchus (Svalbard reindeer)
Lineage: Eukaryota; Metazoa; Chordata; Mammalia; Artiodactyla; Cervidae
Source: the annotation of a GenBank genome assembly
AUGGGCGGCACGGCUCGCGGGCCGGGGAGGAAGGAUGAGGGGCCGCCGGGGGCCGCACUCCCGCCGCAGCAGCGGAGAUUGGGGGAUGGUGUCUAUGAUACCUUCAUGAUGAUAGAUGAAACCAAAUGCCCACCCUGUUCAAAUGUACUCUGCAAUCCUUCUGAACCACCUCUACCCAGAAGACUAAAUAUCACCACUGAGCAUUUAACAAGAGAUCCUACUCAACGCUUCCUGAAUGGAGGUGAAAUGAAGGUAGAACAGCUAUUUCAAGAAUUUGGCAACAGAAGAGCUGACGACCUUCAGUCGGAUGGUAUCAACGACUCUGAAAAAUGCUCUCCCUCCGCUUCUCAGGGUAAAAGUUCAGAUAGUUUGAAUACAGUGAAACCCAGCAGUUCAUCCAAAGCAUCCAAAGUGGUACCUCUGACUCCAGAACAGGCCCUGAAGCAAUAUAAACAUCACCUCACUGCUUAUGAGAAGCUGGAAAUUGUCAAUUAUCCAGAAAUUUACUUUGUGGGUCCAAAUGCCAAAAAAAGACAUGGAGUUAUUGGUGGUCCUAAUAACAGUGGGUAUGACGAUGCAGAUGGGUCCUAUAUUCACGUGCCUCGAGACCAUCUAGCUUAUCGAUAUGAGGUGCUGAAAAUUAUUGGCAAAGGCAGUUUUGGGCAGGUAGCCCGGGUCUAUGAUCACAAACUUCGACAGUACGUGGCCCUGAAGAUGGUACGCAAUGAAAAGCGCUUCCAUCGCCAAGCAGCCGAGGAGAUCCGGAUUUUGGAGCACCUUAAAAAGCAGGAUAAAACCGGUAGUAUGAAUGUUAUUCACAUGCUAGAAAGUUUCACAUUCCGGAACCAUGUUUGCAUGGCCUUUGAAUUGCUGAGCAUAGACCUUUAUGAGCUCAUUAAGAAAAACAAGUUCCAGGGCUUUAGCAUCCAGUUAGUUCGCAAGUUUGCUCAAUCCAUCUUGCAAUCCUUGGAUGCGCUCCACAAAAACAAGAUCAUUCACUGUGACCUAAAGCCAGAGAACAUUCUCCUGAAACAGCAUGGGCGCAGUGCGACCAAGGUCAUCGACUUUGGCUCCAGCUGUUUCGAGUACCAGAAGCUGUACACCUACAUCCAGUCUCGGUUCUACAGAGCUCCGGAGAUCAUCCUGGGAGGCCGCUACAGCACACCCAUCGACAUAUGGAGUUUUGGCUGCAUCCUUGCAGAACUUCUAACAGGACAGCCGCUCUUCCCUGGAGAGGAUGAAGGAGACCAGCUGGCCUGCAUGAUGGAGCUUCUGGGGAUGCCACCAGCAAAACUUCUGGAACAGUCCAAACGUGCCAAGUACUUUAUUAACUCCAAGGGCCUGCCUCGCUACUGUUCUGUGACCACUCAGGCCGAUGGGAGGGCAGUGCUUGUGGGAGGUCGUUCGCGGAGGGGUAAGAAGCGGGGUCCCCCAGGCAGCAAAGAUUGGGGGACAGCGCUGAAGGGGUGUGAGGACUACUUAUUUAUAGAGUUUCUGAAAAGAUGCCUCCACUGGGACCCCUCUGCCCGCCUGACCCCGGCUCAAGCAUUAAGACACCCUUGGAUUAGCAAAUCUGUUCCCAGACCUCUCACCAUUGAAAAGGUGUCAGGCAAACGGGUAGUAAAUCCUGCAAAUGCUUUCCAGGGACUGGGUUCCAAGUUGCCUCCAGUUGUAGGAAUAGCCAGUAAGCUUAAAGCUAACUUAAUGUCAGAAACCAAUGGUGGUAUACCUCUGUGCAGUGUAUUGCCAAAGCUGAUUAACUAA